This is a messenger RNA of Phalaenopsis equestris, 673 nucleotides long. RefSeq lists its product as uncharacterized. The coding region runs from base 13 to 591 and encodes 192 amino acids. NCBI's taxonomy places the organism in Eukaryota, Viridiplantae, Streptophyta, Magnoliopsida, Asparagales, Orchidaceae. The transcript is spliced from 2 exons. The record is from RefSeq and is a predicted model, not a curated record.
AUAUUUUAACUAAUGUCUGUACAUAUGAGAUUCAUACAACAUACAGACUUUAAGAGACGGCUUUCUGAGCUCAGGGGAAGAGAAAUACCAGAAUCCUUUGCAUGGUCAUAUAAGAGGAAGUACAAAACCGGGUAUAUUUGGCAGGAUGUCACCGACGAGGAUGACCUGAUCCCCACCACUAACCAUGAAUAUGUACUAAAGGGAUCAAUCAAAAUCACACAAAAAAUAAAAGAAGAGAAAGAAGCAAAGCCUGUUACAGAAAUGAACAAGGAGUCGUCGAUACAAACAUUAGCCUCAACUUCAUCUUCAAGGUCCCAGAAGGCUGAUGGAAGAACCGAAGUUUUCAAGGUUGAUGCAUGGAGGGAGGAUAUCAAAAGAUUAAAGAAGCAGAAGAAUGAAGAAAUUAUCAUGGAGAAUGAGAUGAAGUUUCGUGGAGUUGGAAGAAAGAAGGGAGAUGGUAAUGGUGGUUGCAAGUGGGGAUCAAUUAUGAGUAAUCUGCUGAAUUGCAGAACUGUUGAGAUGAGGGACUCUGUCAUUAGAGUAGCGGGCAAUCAGAGCCGGAGAAGAAGCAAUAAUAACAACAUUAAUUAGGUGUUUCUUUUUUUUUAACUUAAUUCAUAUGUUAAUUGAUCAUGAACAAUUAUGGUUGAUAUGAAUAAUAUUUAUAUAUUAA